GGCAUCUGGCCUACUUUGGAACUCUUCCUCUCCUUCUUCCGUCCCCAUAAAUAUGAUAGUGAAACGAGCAGGGGGUACGUGAGCUUCACGGCCUAGACGGAUAUGCAGUUUCUGGAGAGCCCGGUCAACAAGAUCGAUGAUUGGUAUCGCCGUUUCUUCGUGGUGAUGGCACUGGAGGACCUCCCUUUUCCCAACGUGUGGAGGAAGAAGGAUGAUAAGUUUCCUUCCCACACAUUUCCUCCUCGCACUCCGGACCUUGAGGGGAUCUUUCGCCUUCUUCUCAAGAAUGGCCACCCAGUUCCCCGCGCCCUCCUCUCCAAGAUAUCCUACUUCCGAGGUCUUGGGUUUUGGGUGUCUCCCGAUGUUCCUCUCCAAGCGAUAUCGGGGAACACCGUCUCUUCUUGGGCUCCUCUCCCCAAGACCACACCAUUUCGAUGGGGGUCGCGGCGAUCUUCCUGGAGAGAUCCUUCCCUUGAGGACACUGAGGAAGAAGAAGAGAACUUUGUAGAAUCGGCGGUGGAGAGCAUUUAUGGACCGCCCCUUGUCAAGGGCGCUCCUCUUCCCGGAGCGGACAUUCAGCGGUCCUUUAGGGAGUUAGAGGAGCUAAUCCGGUCCUCUAGCUUUUAUCGGGCCAUUGUCUGUCCCUCCAUCCAGCAUGCUGCCGAUUCCGGUCCCGCAACACAUGAGACCGGGUCUUCCUCUUCACAGGCCUACAACAAGCGAGGCCAGAAUUCCACCCCUCCCCAUGGCUUGGAAGAGUCUGCCGGCCAAUCCAUGGGGGCCGCCAGGGAUGAGCCUCCUAUCGAGCAAGAGGGUAUUGCCUUUGGCGACCUGCCAUAUCCCUAUGCCCGGGAGGCCCAUCAAUUCACGGGAUACACGUCUUGGGCUGGACGGGACUUCAAUCGUCGUCUCCACGAGAUGGAACAGUUCUGGAGGGACCAUCCGGAUGCGGUUGAGAGCCCGGUUUGGCAAUUUAUGUUGGAGGAGUAUACCCGCAUGGAGAAUGAGAAAAUCGAUGAGAUGUUUGAACGAUUCUCCAAUAUCAUUAAUGAUCUCCAUGCUCUCAAAAAGACGUACACGUACAAGGAGCUUGUGAGAAAAAUCCUGCGAAGUCUCACACCGGAGUGGCGCUCCAAAGCCGAUGCCAUUCAAGAAUCCAUCGGCAUCACCAACGUCACCAUUGGCGGACUUAGAGGUAAUCUCAAAACCUAUGAGUCUACCAUUCUGUAUCCCUCUCUAGGUGAACAAAAGAAGAAUGGGAUUGCUCUCAAGGCAUCUACAAGUCAAGAACGAGGUCAAAGAAAAAGAUCCCGCACCGGCAAGAACGUGGCUUCUUCCUCGGCUCCUCCACCAUCAACGCACAAAUACCUUGACGAGUCGUUUCUUUGGUUUAACGACCGCGAAGAGACUACAAGGUUCUCGGAGAAGUUUGAGCAUCGGGAAAUUCUCCCUCCCCGAUUCUCCACCGCCCGCUUCAUUCAUGACUCUAUUCCACGUGAGGCACGGGUUAUCCUUGAACGUGGAAACUUCCUCGAUCUCCUCUACAUCAAGAAGGUCAAUUAUCAACCUUUUCUUGUUCGAGCCUUCUAUUCGAACUUGAAAAAGGAUGAGGACGGAUCGUUGAUUUCAAACGUCAACGGGGUGGACAUUUAUUUGAAUGAAGAGAACAUUCAAAUCCUCACCGGGCUUCGUCGGGACGGACAGGAUCUCGGGCUCUACACCGGAGAAGAGGGGGCGCGGUUCAAUGAAACCGCUCUCUUGGAGGAAGUGGGCAUCCGUCACUUCGUACCCACUCCCCAACAGUGGCGCCCUACGAUUUCUUCCAUGAGUCCCGUGUAUCGUUUCAUCUUCUAUGUGUUGACACGGAUCCUCAAGCCCAGGAAGUUCAACCACACCAAUCUCUCCCAAGAAGACACGAAGACGAUCCAUGCGAUGAUUCACAACGCCAAUAUCAAUUGGUGUAAAUUUGUGAUGACUCACAUGUUCACGGCCACCUCCGACAAUCGGCCGCUCCCCUACGCCCUCCUUGUCAUGGCAAUUCUUGAAGAAUACAACAUCAAAACCGAUGUUGGGCCAAAGAUAAAGGGGACAAAGCAUUGGGAGAUUGAUGAAUCUUUUUUCCACUCGGGCACCGACGAGACUCCGUUUCGACAGCCUCGUCCACGCCGACAACCAAGAGCCACUGCCUCAGCCGCCACCACAUCGACCAAUCCUUCUCUCGCCGAGCAAUAGGAAGCCUUAACCGCCACUCUCUCUCAGAUUGACACCAACAUCUCCAAAACGGCGCACAACGUCAAUACCUUGAGCCGUGAACUUCGCGGGUAUUUUGACUUUGUCAAUUACCCGUACGCUCAAAUGGUCCCUUACGUUCCUCCACCGAAUUUCGGAGGUGAACAAAGUGGGACUCAAAAC
Messenger RNA from Cuscuta campestris, 2412 nucleotides. The record is from the annotation of a GenBank genome assembly. NCBI's taxonomy places the organism in Eukaryota, Viridiplantae, Streptophyta, Magnoliopsida, Solanales, Convolvulaceae.